Messenger RNA from Monomorium pharaonis (pharaoh ant), 4972 nucleotides. RefSeq names its product T-box transcription factor TBX10. The coding region runs from base 1199 to 2638 and encodes 479 amino acids. Gene Ontology annotation, molecular function: RNA polymerase II cis-regulatory region sequence-specific DNA binding; DNA-binding transcription factor activity, RNA polymerase II-specific. The transcript is spliced from 4 exons. Gene Ontology annotation, cellular component: nucleus. NCBI's taxonomy places the organism in Eukaryota, Metazoa, Arthropoda, Insecta, Hymenoptera, Formicidae. Gene Ontology annotation, biological process: cell fate specification; regulation of transcription by RNA polymerase II; positive regulation of DNA-templated transcription. The record is from RefSeq and is a predicted model, not a curated record.
AUAAUUUAUUUUUUAAAUUAAUUUUUUUGUUUAAAAUAUUUCCCUCUCUCUCUCUCUCUCUCUCCCAUCCUUCCUUUCCAAUUGUGCUCUCGAUGAUGAAGCAUCUUAUACGAUGAUGAAGCGCCACAUAUAAAAAAUAGAAAUAUUUAUUCUCGGGUGGCACAAUGGAAAGGCCCAUUCCUGAGUACAUUGCACCUACCCCCUGACAUUUCUGGCUCGCUGAGGCCGAGAGACUCCGCCUUCUGGCAUCGAAGAAGAGGGCAGAAGAUUCAUGCAGCUUCCCAUUGCCGUAUAGCACCGACAGCGUGGGUGCCUGUGUAGGAGGAUCCUCGGAGAGACCCUCCUCUCUUCUGCGUCCCUCCCGUCCGCGUCGCUCACGUCUUCCGUCCUUUUCUCCGAGGGUUCUCCAAGCCCGAAGCCGCCAAGAGCGGAGCCAAGAGAGAAGCAAGGGAGUAAGCGAAUGAUGUCGCGAUGAUAAGCAGCGGGGUAGUCGCCUCGGUAGUCGCGCAACUUGUUUCCGAUUCAAGCGGAUUUCGCGCGAGAAGCGCUUGGCGCGGCUUUGACCGUCCUUGUCAACGUCCGGACACGGAGGUGAGGACAAGUCCUGUUGACGCGCAGACCGUGAGCCGUAAGCGCGGUCUCUCGCGGUUGUCUCUCCUCGAGGGACGGGAUUGGUACCCGCUGAAAUCACGCUCGGAUCUUCUUUCAAUGGGAAGCCGCCGCUGAAGAAAUCCCCUUGCUUCCUUACAUUACCCGCGACGACGUUAAUAACGACAGGGUGAGGCAAGGGAGGGGAACAGAGGGGAGACUUGACUGCCGACGAAAAGCCGGAUAUGUCGCUGUCAACGAUCAUCGAUCGUCACUUACACGUACUAUCGCCGAUUAUUCACCAACAAUGAUUUUUAGUAAAGUGUCCAUCUUCUUGCUCCAAAAAAUAUCGUACGUGCACACCAUCGAGUGGGAUUCGAUCGACCUACCAAGGAUACUACGACGAUGAGAAUAAUCCGCAAGUGCGUACGGUGCCGUUUCUUAUUGUUAAAUCUUUCGUUGCAUUGGAAAUGUCGAGGUUUCGUGCGCAAUAGGCCGCGUCAAGCUGAAAGAAAUUUCGCGCCAUGGAUUACAAAUUUCACGCGGAUAAUUUAUUUUUAUCUUUUGUAUCGAUACUAUAAUAAUUGACAUUGAUCUCAUCAAUCUGACGAUGCACUCGCAACACGAGCAACGACGGGAAAUCACCGCCGAUUGCUGCUACCAGCAAUGGUCGGCACAUCAUUAUCACCAUCACCAUCAGCAGCAGCAGCAGCAGCAGCAGCAGCAGCAGCAGCAGCAGCAGCAGCAGCAGCAGCACCAGCAGCAGCAGCAGCAAGAGCAUCACCACCACCACCACCACCACCACCAUCAUCAGCAUCAGCAUUUGUCCGCUGUACCAUCGCCGAUGCAACAAAUGGAAGCCUGUUUGCAAAGCGCCGGACGAGUAAAAAGAUCCCGCAGUCCGAAUCGUCUGAUAAAGGCUUGCGAUAUGUUGCCGAUGCACUCGGUGACGAAUUCAGCGGCGAAUCCGACUUCUCCGUCUGGCACGAUGGAAUCGCGCAACGACAACAACAACAAUAGCAGUCAUCACGGUGACCAUCAUCAUCAUCAUCCGGCGGGUGCGAGCGAGAACGGCGGAUCUUCCUCCGCCGCUGCUGGCGCCGAGGAGUCGCCGAGCGCGGCAAAACGGCCGCUCCAUCCGGCGCUGCUUGGUGCCGGUGCCGCUCUGGAGGCGAAACCGCUCUGGGAGGAAUUCCAUCAGCUGGGCACCGAAAUGAUCGUUACAAAAGCCGGACGAAGAAUGUUUCCUACUUUUCAGUGUCGACUGUUCGGCUUGGAUCCCAAUACGGAAUAUCUGAUGGUGAUGGAUUUCGUCCCGUGCGACGACAAGAGAUAUCGAUAUGCUUUCCAUAGUAGCGCCUGGGUCGUAGCGGGUCGCGCCGAUCCCGUCUCACCUCCCAGGAUCCACGUGCAUCCCGAUAGUCCUGCGAGUGGCGCUCAUUGGAUGAAGCAGCCAAUUUCCUUCGACAAGCUGAAGCUGACCAACAAUCAGCUUGACGAUAACGGACACAUUAUCCUGAACUCGAUGCACCGCUAUCAGCCACGUUGUCACGUGGUGGUCGCUCCCUCGCCACCGGGCUCGGCUCCGGAUCCUCGCACGGAAAACUUCAAGACGUUUUCCUUCUCGGAGACCAGGUUCACCGCGGUGACUGCGUAUCAGAAUCAUCGGAUAACGCAGCUGAAGAUUGCCAGUAACCCGUUUGCCAAGGGCUUCCGGGAUUGCGAGUCAGACGAGUGCGACGGCGUGGCAGCCGUCGGUGGGAUGUCGAAUCCCACCAAGAGGCCGGCCACAGGAGUCGCCGGAAGUGCCGCGAGUACCACGAGUGCCGCCGUCCUCCCGUCGCCCUCUAGUUACAACGCGAUCCCAGUACCGAUGCAAAUUCCGGGUGUAUCUGCCAUCUCUCAGGAACAUCAUCAGUUCUACGGUGCAACGGGGACAACGGCAGGUACCCAUUGGACGCAUUAUCCGAGCCAUCAUGGACCGUCGUCGAUUCAUUAUCCGACGCAACAUCCGCAUUCGGGCACCGCGUCUCUUUACGGUCCACGAUAAUCGAUUGCUGCGCGAUCCCCCCCCCCUCUCUCUCUCUCUUUCUGUCUCUCUAUGAUCGAAUGUCAAUGACCGCCAAUCAUCAUCUCGAGUUUCCUCGUUUCUAGAAAACUUUCCUUUUAUAUACGUUUUAGAACGAUAGAGACCGAAAUGUGAAACGUAAACGUUCACGUUCCAAUGCUUCUUGAGCGCCGAACGCGAACAAAUUUUUAUGUCUAUGCGCGGUCCGUGGAGCGCAAGAAUCUCUCGAUCAUCAUUGCACAAUUCCAGCUUUUUACGAAGAAAUAUGCUAAUGAUUUUAAAUACAUAUAUUAAAAACGCCUUUCUUUUAAUUCGUUCCGUGUCGUUUCGUUUCGAAUCUCUUACGAAUAACACGACUUUUUGUCGCGUUUAAAAAACAGUGGGCUAUCAAAAGAUAUUCCCAUUGUUCGCGACCGACUUUCUAUUGCGAUCAAAGGGAUUGGCUCGUGUAAAUUUAUUUCAAUUAAAAAGUGAAAAUUUUUAGCGCAUAUCUAUAUUUAUGUAUAUUUUUGUAUACAACGAUCUAGUUUUUGAUUUAAGGAUAUUUAAUCAAAGGAUUGUAAGCAUAAGAUAACAAUUGAUAAAUCUAUACGUACACACACACACACACACACACACACACACACACACACACGUGAUCGCGCGAGAAAGAGAGAUAGGAUACUAAUUAAGCGAGAGUAAUAAGUUAGCGAUACGCGCAUACCAAUGGUGAUAUAUACUGAUGAUACUUUUAUCAAGUGCUGACGUAUCUGUGCGUAUGAUAUUAAAAUGUUAUCAACAAAGGCAACUUUAAAACAUGUGAUCUAUAACGCAAAUCUCUCUUUUUUCGCAAAUCAACUUUGAUGAGUUUUCUCGUAAAUUUUUUUAAGCUUGUUGGAAUUAAAUUGUGCGUAAGAAACGAUUCGACCGAUCGAAGUUACUGAGAAAGUUGCGGAAGAUCGUGGGGGGAGUAAGUGCCUUUUGUAGGAGCAAAGUGCGUCUAUUUAUACUAGGUGUCUCAAAUGCCGAACGAGCUUAAAACGUUCUCGAGCCAAGACGGGAAAGUAAACGCGCCGUGACACUUGGUGAGAGUAACGUGGUUACUAAGUGCCUUAAUAAAUUAUAUCGCUCGGGUAUCGCGUACCAAUGUGCCUUUAACUUUUUAAGAGUCUUCAUUUGGCAUACUGUAGCAUUGGUGCGAGAGCCGCGUUUUAUGGUCAAACGAAGAAUAAACGGUCGAAUAACAUAAAACACGCACAAUUUAUUUCUCCCGUGAAUAAAAUUCUUCUGCCACUUUCUUCCUUUCCUACGAAAUCGCAUCCAUAUUUUGCUUCAGAAAGUAAACGCGAUUCUCCAUUCUUUGUGAUUCGCGUUAAAUUUUUAAUUAUAUUAAUUAUUAUUUAAUCACGUGUAUGCACUAUAGUAUAAAAUCUUGUUACGCGUAUAUAUAUUUAUAACGUCAAAAUUUUGUACUAUUUUGUGACAAAGAAACGUAUCUUUUACACUUUUUAUUAUUUAUAAUAACAAAAAUAUAUUAAUGAUAGAAAUGUGCCUGCACGAACGUAGCAUUCGAUAAGAAGGUUCGUUUCAUGCUUAAUAGAGAGAAAAUUUAUUUAUUGGAUUUACUUCUUGAACUUGUCUGAGCUUUUUUUCCGUGAGAGUCAUCUGAUUUUUUAGAAUAUCGUGUAUUUAUUAUCGUGUAUGAUUGCACCCCAUGCAGCCGAUCGCCAAGUUACCUAAAAUUAAAUUAACAAUUCAAAUCGACAACGAUACGAUAUUUAUUUGUCGAUCAUGCGAAGCCACGGUUUGACAUCGCGACUGUCGCGGAAAUGACGAGCUAGUCGCAACGAAGCGAGAUAAGUUAUAUGGGGAGAAGGGACGAGAGAACCUCGAGCGCGUCUGUUGAAACCUCCACGGGAUUCACGAAAAUGACGGAGGAGACCGACUCGACGUUCGCCGUGAUUGAUGGCUAUGCGAGGAACAACGCUGUGUAAACAUAUUACAAGCGUAUGCUUAAUGAUCGUCGGUGGCUACAUUCUUCCGGUCUAGCUAAACGUUUCGCACUCGUUUGUAUUUUCAAAAAUGUCCCCACGCCCCUGGAGAGACGACCUACGUCGUCUAUGUUCUCACCAGUAUGUUCUGCUAUAUUUUAAUUUGCACUUGACUUGUUUUAUAUCAUCUAAGCGGCGCGAUGUCUGUCUAUUACUCUAUUAUUGAAAGUUAACCUAUCGUUUUUGUGUAAGUGAUGACGAAUGUGUAAUUUGCAGAAUAUGAUUUUCAGGAAAGUAGUAUACCAAUGUAAAAAAAAAGAUAUGUGAAUAAAAAGGCGUGUACCUC